Molecule: messenger RNA, 309 nt
Organism: Rhinocladiella mackenziei CBS 650.93
Lineage: Eukaryota; Fungi; Ascomycota; Eurotiomycetes; Chaetothyriales; Herpotrichiellaceae
Exons: 2
Coding region: 1-309 (102 amino acids)
Source: RefSeq, a predicted model, not a curated record
AUGGGACCGAAAAGAAACGCGUCUCCCUCCCCCCCUCCUUUCAGACCCAAUUACUACGAAAAUAUCUCGGUCCACGGCAUGAGGAGAGUGGUCAUAUCUGGUCCGGCACUCGUCAAGCACGACGCAGAUUUUAUUCCAGACAUAGUCCUUCGAGCGAGCGUCGAAACCAUCCAAUUGAACUGUCAUUCUCGUCUCUCGACACUGCUCAAUGGUUCAUACCCUGCGCCUCCAAUUUACCUCGGACCCGAUCAAACAACAUGGAUUCGAGUCUACAACGACGCAGAUGUGAAUACCACAAUGGGUGAUUAA